CUGUACAUUUUUAACACGGGAGUUUGACCAUCUUGUAUCUUACUUUCUUCCGCCGUGUUCAUGUCUACGAUCACGAUCAAAUUUUAUUGUAACGUGACGUGUAAUUGUUAAUCAAGAUGCAAGUACCGCCAAUUUUCAUGGAAUCGCCGUUGGACGAUCAGGCGCAAGAACUAAGGGUAUAUUUUAAAAGUCUUGGCGCAGAAAUUAGCGAGGAAAAAUCUCCUAAAGGCAUAGAGGACGAUUUACAUAAGAUUAUUGGAGUGUGUGAAGCAUGUUUCAAAGAGGGUAAUGAAAAUGAGAUAGAAACAGUGUUGAAUGAUAUUGUUUCUAUCAUGAUCUUGAUACCUACAGAACGUGCAGAGAAUUUAAUUCUAGCAUUCUGUGAGAAGCUCGUAAAAGCGCCUGGAUACAAACUUGGAUUGGUGUGUUUAAAAGCUUUGUGGCUGCUGUUUCAAUCCCUUGCCGAUGAUUCUCCGAUGAGAUAUCAUGUUUAUUACCAUCUGGUGCAAAUAGCCCGCAAUGUCGAUCAAGUCAAGGCUGUGUACAGCGGAAUAGAUCAAUUGAAACAGCAAUUUGCUUCCUUUCCGCCAUCAAACGAACAGAUGCAAAAAUUGUUGCGUUUGUUACAUGAGGUUCUGUUGAGUUGCAAACAAGGAGAACAAGCGGCGGCAGUAAUGGUCGAGCUGUUAGGCACUUACACGGCAGAAAAUGCUUCCGCAGCAAGGGAAGACGCGCAACGCUGUAUAUUAGCUGCAUUAGCGGAUCCAAAUACAUUUUUACUGGAUCCGCUUCUGGCUUUAAAACCCGUGAGAUUCUUGGAGGGCGAACUAAUACACGAUUUACUCCUCGUGUUCGUGCAAGAUAAAUUACCAGCGUAUCUACAUUUCUAUCAACAUCACAGAGAAUUUGUUGAGCAUCAGCUUGGAUUGAAUCAUGAGCAAAACAUGAAAAAGAUGAGAUUAUUGACCUUUAUGCAACUCGCGGAGACAAAUCCAGAAAUGUCCUUUGAUACGAUACAAGAGGAAUUGCAGAUUGGUGAAUCCGAAGUAGAGAGCUUCAUUAUUGAUGUUUUAAAAACUAAGCUUGUGAGAGCGCGCAUGGAUCAAGCUGGCCGUAAAGUGUUAAUUUCGAGUACGAUGCACAGAACGUUCGGUCGUCCUCAGUGGAUGCAGUUGCGCGAUUUGCUCGUAUCAUGGAAAGCCAAUCUCUCGGCCGUUCAAGAUGGCAUGAAAACCGUAGCUGCUGCGCAAAUAGAACUCGCAGCGAAAAAUAAGGCUACGCUUGCUCACUGAGAGCAUUGUCACCUUGUAAUCUUUACUGAUUUUUGAAUAAAAUAAAUGAAUAAGACCUUAUAUAAGAAUAGAUAAUAUAAUACUACACAUGACGAGAGUAGUAUAAAUACCUGGACGUAAUAUUGGAUCUCUGCAAGACAAACAAGGAUUUGUAGAACUCUACAUUUUUAUAACAUCUGGUUAUAAAUUAAUUAACAAAUCAAUGUAUGUAUGGAAAUUAGAUAUAGAUUAUAUAUUAUUACAGUAUUACAUUCUAAAAUUAAACUGCAAACAUGUAUUUAUGUAAAAGACCGACUCGUUCAUUCUGCAUCUUAUUUUUCUAUGAAGUACAUGUAAUCUAAAUCACUUGUCACAACACGCAAAAUAUAUAAAAAGAUGAAAAAAUUUUCUUUUCACUACGUUUUUGUAUUUCAUUGCAUUUAGCAAUUAAAGAUAACUGAAGAUUAAUUAAUUAUAUGUUUAGGAUAAUUAUUACUUUUAAUGUAACAAUUGACUCGGUCAAUCAUCUCGAUAUCGAUUGCAAAA
Messenger RNA from Ooceraea biroi (clonal raider ant), 1817 nucleotides. RefSeq names its product eukaryotic translation initiation factor 3 subunit M (gene eIF3m). Gene Ontology annotation, molecular function: translation initiation factor activity. Gene Ontology annotation, biological process: cytoplasmic translational initiation. The record is from RefSeq and is a predicted model, not a curated record. NCBI's taxonomy places the organism in Eukaryota, Metazoa, Arthropoda, Insecta, Hymenoptera, Formicidae. Gene Ontology annotation, cellular component: eukaryotic translation initiation factor 3 complex; cytoplasm.